Messenger RNA from Alligator mississippiensis (American alligator), 6602 nucleotides. RefSeq names its product glutamate receptor ionotropic, NMDA 2B-like. The coding region runs from base 721 to 1857 and encodes 378 amino acids. NCBI's taxonomy places the organism in Eukaryota, Metazoa, Chordata, Crocodylia, Alligatoridae. Gene Ontology annotation, molecular function: NMDA glutamate receptor activity; transmitter-gated monoatomic ion channel activity involved in regulation of postsynaptic membrane potential. The record is from RefSeq and is a predicted model, not a curated record. The transcript has 5 exons. Gene Ontology annotation, biological process: synaptic transmission, glutamatergic; excitatory postsynaptic potential; long-term synaptic potentiation. Gene Ontology annotation, cellular component: plasma membrane; NMDA selective glutamate receptor complex; postsynaptic membrane.
GCACUCUCCCGGCGACUCGCGGCUCGCUCCUUCUCCCGGCUCAUAGCCGUGCCGAGCCCAGGAAUGGGAGAGCCAGACCGUACCCGAGUUAUUUAUAGACUCGUGCCAGCUGUUUUUUGAUUCCGCUCGUGUGCGCUGUUGGGAAAUGCGUUUUGCCUCUCGUUCUUCCAGCCCUCUUCAUGCCUUUCUUGGGGAGCGGGUUUGGUCGCCCUCAGCCCCCUCUCAUCAAAUACUGAUGUUUUUUUUUCCCCUUCAGGAGGGGGACGCUUUGGGAAUAAUCAUGCUUCACAGAGGACCGGCACCGACCUCCAGUUGCUCCAAACACCAUCUCCUCCACUAGGGCUCCGGGAAAAGAGUCAUGAUAAGAAUCUAUUUCUUCUUUUUUUUUAAUAUAUAGAUACAUACAGAAAUAGGCACGAGGAAUGCUUGCUGGGGAGCCUGCUGCAUUUUACGAUCCUUGCCGCACUCUCUGAAGCGAAGCUCUUCUCCCUUUCCAUUUGCACCACUCGGAGACACGAGAUUUCCAGAUUUUUUUUUUUUUUACUGCCAAAUAGGAUUUUUUUUCUUUGUCUUUCCACCUGCUUGUCCCCCGACCCUUAUUCUUCUUAUGUGGAUAUGCAAGCAAGAAGAGGAGACUGGAUAUUCCCAACAUGCUCACUCCCUUAAUCUGUCCAUCUAGAGGUUCUGCUUCUACAAACCAAGGGAGUGUAAGAGCUGAAGAUGAGGCCCAGGGCAGAGUGCUAUUCUCCACAGUUUUGGCUGGUGUUGGCAGUCCUAGCAACAACGGGUGGUGGGGCCCAUGCCCAGAAGAGCCACCCCAGCAUUGGUGUUGCUGUCAUUCUCGUGGGUACCUCAGACGAAGUGGCCAUCAAGGAUGCCCACGAGAAAGAUGACUUCCAUCACCUCUCAGUGGUGCCCCGGGUCGAACUGGUGGCCAUGAAUGAGACAGACCCCAAGAGCAUCAUCACUCGCAUCUGUGACCUCAUGUCAGACCGGAAGAUUCAAGGUGUGGUGUUUGCUGAUGACACAGACCAGGAAGCCAUUGCCCAGAUCCUGGACUUCAUUUCUGCCCAGACCCUCACACCCAUCCUGGGCAUCCAUGGAGGCUCCUCCAUGAUCAUGGCAGACAAGGAUGAAUCAUCCAUGUUCUUCCAGUUUGGCCCAUCAAUAGAACAGCAAGCCUCUGUCAUGCUCAACAUUAUGGAAGAAUAUGACUGGUAUAUCUUCUCCAUUGUCACCACCUACUUCCCUGGCUACCAGGACUUUGUCAACAAGAUUCGCAGCACCAUUGAGCACAGCUUUGUGGGCUGGGAGCUGGAGGAGGUUCUCCUGCUGGACAUGUCCCUAGAUGAUGGGGACUCGAAGAUCCAGAACCAGCUCAAGAAGCUACAGAGUCCUGUUAUCCUCCUCUACUGCACCAAGGAAGAGGCAACUUAUAUCUUUGAGGUAGCCAACUCUGUGGGUCUGACAGGCUAUGGUUACACAUGGAUCGUGCCCAGCCUGGUGGCAGGCGAUACAGACACAGUGCCAUCUGAGUUCCCCACUGGGCUCAUCUCUGUCUCAUAUGAUGAGUGGGACUAUGGUCUUCCUGCCAGAGUGAGGGAUGGGAUAGCCAUAAUCACCACGGCUGCCUCUGACAUGCUAUCUGAACACAGCUUCAUCCCUGAGCCCAAGAGCAGCUGUUAUAACACCCAGGAAAAAAGGAUAUACCAGUCCAACAUGCUCAACAGGUACCUGAUUAAUGUCACCUUUGAAGGGAGGAACUUGUCCUUCAGUGAGGACGGCUACCAGAUGCAUCCCAAGCUGGUCAUCAUCCUUCUGACCAAGGAGAGGAAGUGGGAGAGGGUGUGUCACUAGGGAUUCAGGUCACCUCUCUGAGCAGAUGCUGACAGCGCGCUUCCCCCAUCCUCUUCCUGCCUCCCGUGUGCCACCACCACAGCCCUCUGAUUUGCAGGCUGCUUGUAGUAUUUAUUUCUGCUGCACAGUCUAAGAUCCUCCUGCUUCUGCAAAACAAGAUGUUACCUCUGAGUUGUUAGAUGUUACAGGCUGCUCAAACUCCUAGAUGACUUAGUACACACAUGGGUUGAUCUAGGAUUUUGAAAAGGAGGGUGCAGAUAGUGUAGCCCAUGAUCACAUAUAACACAACACAUUUUUUUCAGUUAAAGAGAAACUAGAUGCUUUGCUAAUAUGCUAGGGGGUGAGUACUAGAUUAUGCAGUUUAAAAUCAAAGCAAAAACAAAUAUAACUAUUGGAAUGUGCAUUCAUUAGCUAUAUCCUUUAUAAAGUUAAAAAAACACAACAGACUAGGCCAAAAAUAGUCAAAAGGUAUUGUGUCAUUAGUCCUGUAGUCAUUAUAGUUAAAUGUGCAUGUUUUCAGUUUAAAAAAAACAAUACCAAACAAACCCUAGUCUUCUUGAGUGUCUUGACAGUGUAUUUAAUACCCCAUUGGCCAUUAAAAAGGAGAGAGGGUUAUUAACACAUGUUCAGUGGAGAGAGAUUAGCAGGAAUCAGGGAGAUGAUAAUGAGCUAUGAAGUCAAUUGACUGCCUGAUUAGAACUGCCACUGCCCUCCCAGGCAGUUGGUUUUAAAGUUUGGGUGGAGCAGGAAUACACAGACAGGUGUGUUGCCCAGGGGUCAUUAGUCAGGACCACCAUAGCCAUUAGGCCCACACAUCCUGAUGCAAAUUAAAAGCUUGUUCUUCCUUUAUGCAUGUCUGGACCCAUCUCUCAGGGCAGCUGUAAAGCUGGCACUUCUGCCACUGAUAGGACCUUGGCCCCUAAGGCAAGUCUAGGGAUGAUGCUGCCCAGAACUUCAUCAGGAACAGCAUUGCCAAGCAUGUUACCAAGGCUGCUGCUUCUGAUUCAUAGUUGCAUCCUCAUCUCUUAGGUCAGCUUCAAGGCAGUACUAGCAGCUCCUAACAUGUAUCUGGGCUGUUUCCUUGUAGGCCAAUGCAUGCAAACUGACAGUACUCAUAUGGAUCUGUGGCUCUGUGGGGCUAGCACUUCAUGAUAUGCCUCUGGUGCUUGGCAAAUGCAUCUUGUCUGUCAGUGCAGUUUUGGUGCAGGUGCAGCACUAAGUGUUCCUAUCUCCAGCCAACAUCCUUGUUAACCAAGAGCCUUUAGAAUCUGCACACCUUAACAGACAUUUGGGGUUUGUCCCCUCUGUGUACUUCAGCAGCUCCAGAUCAGUUCUAACUUACAGGUCUGGAAUCUCCUUUCUUAUUGAAAUUGCAACAGCUGAUAUACUGUAGGUAUUCAAUAUUCCAGAUGUUGGGUGUCUGCUAAUAGAAAAACAAUUCUCACAAGAUGCCAAGCAUCCUGCCACCUACUACUUCUGAAACCCAGGUGCUUUUCAAAGAUGGUGCUGCUUUGUUACCCCUCAGUGCAAGUCUACAUGUUCUCAACUUUUGGGCUUGUACUUCUUAAAUGUUGGAAUAACCAACAGAUGAUGAAAUACUUGUAGCACUGCUAUUUCUACAGUUGUCUGAGAUUUUGCCUUCUGAAUCCUUGAAAGCUAAUCAGUAGCAUUCAGGAUGUGUGCAUUCUCUUUCCUCCUGAAAUCAGCACAGCUGUGGUUAGAGGCUCCUACACAAUCAGCUAGUAAGCUAUUCUUUUGCAGCCUUUGCACUUGCUAGUUUGCUCUUGAAGUGGGUUCACUGGUCAUCACAUACUGACAGAGAUCUCAGUAGUUACAAUCUGCAUUGGCUUCCUAGCACUGCAGCAGAGUAAAAGAUAGUGUUUUUAAAUGCAGACUUUCCAGAUAUGCGUGUAGACUAAAAUAAGAGUUCACAUAAGGGGUCUCCAAAGCUAGCAUAGAAAUCUUGAAGCAAAACAGAAAUGUCACUUCUGUUGCAUUGAAGUAAAGUGGAAGUUUCCUAGACUUGGUAGGGUGGAUUAUUUAAAUUGAUAAUAUAUGUACUAGGUAGAAUUAAUAAACAUGGGCACUUUUAAUUAACAUUGAACUCUUUACUUGUAACUUAAACUGGAUGCAUACAUUCAUACAUACAGCCUACUCAGGUUGUUAAUCCAAGUGUCCUAUUCUACUACAUUGCCUUUUUUUUGUCUCCCCAUUCAACAGUCUGGUAACUUUGGUUCUGACUCCAGAGUUCAUAUCUUCAUUACAGUUCUCAGAUUCUAGUCACCUCCCACGUGCCACUGAUUGGACUCCAGGGAACCCAAACCAAGUGUCUUAGUCUUGGAUAAAAUGUACUUUCCAACUCCACUUCUUGUAGUCUAUAAAAUAAUGGGGUUCAAGGCAAGCUUGAAGUUCUUGCUCCUGCUUUAUAGCUUGGCUCUGGUCCCCUUACUGCUGGCUUGGUCUUGGCUUCCUGGCUGCAUCCCUCUGCUGGGUCAUCCUCUCUACUGCAGCUUCCAGCUGUACUCUAAUUCAAAGUAGUAUGUUUAGGAGUCAAAUCUGGAAAUAUAAAAUGGGGAAAUAACUGGCUAAGCAGCAGUGCAGCAGAAAAGAAUCUGGGGUUAGAUCGGAUCACAGACUGAAUAUGAGUCAGCAAUGUGAUACUGUUGGCGGAAAAAAAGGCAAAUCUCAUUCUGAAAUGUAUUAACAGCAGUGUUAUAUGUAAUACACAGGAGGUAAUUGUUAUGCUCUACUCAGUGCUGGUGAGGCCUCAACUGAUUACUGUGUCAAGUUUUGGGAAAAGCAGUUGGAGAAAGAUGUAGGCAAAUUGGAGAAAAUUCAGAGGGGAGCAACAAAAAUGAAAAGAGGUUUAGAAAGCAUGACUUUUGAGGAAAGGCUUAAGGAAUUCGGUUUGUUUCAUCUAGAAAAAAGGAGAAGAUGUAAGCCUGACAACAGGCUUCCACUGUGGAAAAGGUUGUUAUAAAGAGGAUUGUGAUCAAAUGUUUUCCAUGUCAAUGGGUGCAUCUACACAUCACCCCAUGGCGAGCUGACAAUGUGCUACAUCACUUUAUGGCAUUCUAUGGUGAUACAGUGAUCAUGGGGGUCUAUAUGUGAUCACCAGCCACAUCACUGUAGCAGUGUGCUUCCCCAGUAUAGUGCACUGCGAUGGUGAUGUAGCUGGGAAAUGUACCUGUGCACAGUGCUCACAGUGCAGUAACAGCCUGUACUGUGCCAUGGAAGUACUAAAGCACGGUGUCGUAGCAACAUUGCCAUACGGUGACGUGCAGGCACGGCCAGUGGUAUGUAAGACAAAAAAAAAGUUAGCUUAAUUUGCAGUAAGGAAGAUUUAAAUAGAUAUUAAGGGAAUUUUAUAACUGUAAGCACUGGAACAAGCCAUGUAGGGAGGUUGUGGAACCUCUUACAUUCAAGGUUUUUAAGAACAUUUUAGACAUACCAGUCCUGGGUGAUCAAAAUAUACUUCCCUAUAGCAGGGAGCAUGGAGAUGGAUAAAUGACCUUCAGAGGCCUCUACUAUCUCUGUUUUUUUCUGAUUUCAAGGGUAUAAGGCAGGGUAUUGCCCUAGAAGAGAUUUAUUGUUGUCAGAAAAAAAAUAAUGGCACAGACAGGCUGAUUAGUAACAGCCUCAUUGUGGGGCCCAGUGAAAGUCUCAUUUUUGUGAGACUCGUAUACCGCAAUGUUUUACACUUGGGCAAGCACUUCUCAUGUGAAGGUCAUGGGUAAUGGUAAACAGAAUCAUUAUUAAGAACCUCACCCCCUACUGCAGGCUUGAUGUUGACGAGAAUAAUGUGCACUGAAGAGGAACCGAAGCAGCAAUACCUUAUAUUUAGCAUGGGUAGGUCUGUAUUGUGGCUGCAGCAAGCUGUACUGUCUACAGUCAGGUCCUGUCUACUUAUUCCCACUUGCACCCUCCAAACCUGGAGAUAUACCAGUGGAGAUGCUUCGUGACAUCCCCCUGUUGCCACUUUAGAGACCUUGGCUUCUGGAGUGCUUGAGAGUGGCCACUGGGGACAGCCCUGGAGCACCCAUGCAGUAGCAUUUGGAUGGGCUGUGCUCAGGAACAGCCUGCCUGGGGCUUGCUGCUGCCACAGUGUAGACGUGCCUUAAGAUGCAGCCUCAGUCCUUUAAGGAAGCAAGCACCUAUAUGCAUCCUAUGUGACCCAAAGCCAAUAUUACCCUAAGCCAGUGCUCUUUGGCAGAGCUUCUAGAAGACCUAAAAGGAGAAUUAGUCUGGUUCAAGAGAGAAAACAUAUGAGCCAGGUCCUAUCCUUUAAAUGUGCUAUGAAAAAUGCUCAUCAUUAUUUCUGUUUUCUUCACUGCUUUGAUGGGAGAUAGUGGAGGUGCUGAACAGCUGAUGGAACAGUGUUGGCCUUUGAUAAGACACCUCUCUGGAAAAUGUGAAUAUAUGUGAGUCGCCUUCUUUUGGUGCUGCCCUAUCAUAUUACAGGAAGGCUGGGGUUUAGUUUUUUUUAUAUUGAGGUAUGUGUCCAAGGGAGAAGGUAAGGUUGAGGGUAGAAUCCAGGAUGCCAUAGAUCCAAAUAUCUUCUCUAAAGACCUUCCUGCCUUUUGAAAGUUCAAGGUGACAGUAUAGUCUCUGGAGAGAUGGUUCCUUCUUUGGGUUGCCUGGAACUUACCAGAGGAAGCUUUUUUGGCCAUACUGACUGCUUACCUUCCUACGCAUCAGAGUAGCCGAGUCCAUAGGGGCCUGAGGGCCCUGGCCCCCCUCAGGAA